Messenger RNA from Ichthyophthirius multifiliis, 993 nucleotides. RefSeq lists its product as hypothetical. The record is from RefSeq and is a predicted model, not a curated record. The transcript has a single exon. NCBI's taxonomy places the organism in Eukaryota, Ciliophora, Oligohymenophorea, Hymenostomatida.
AUGACCAUUUUAAAUUCGAUCCGAAAUAAUAUUCUUUAUAAGAAUUCGGAAAUUCUCUUCUAAAUGUAUAUUCACAAAUCUCAAAGUUAUUUUUAGAAAAAGAAGAUAUAAAAAUAUACACGAAAAAUGCUUCGAUAUUCGAGAAUUAAAUAGUAUGGAUAUUAAAUAAAAAAUGCGAAUUAAAAACCUUCCAAAAGCCAAUGGAACUAUUAGAAAAAAUACACGAAAAAAUAAAAGAAAAUUAAGAUUUUUUCCAUAUAAUAUCUUUAGACGAAGAUUUUUAAGAAGAAAAAGAACUAGAAGAAAUCCUCGAAAUAAUACUAGGAAUAAAAGAAAACUAAGAAAAAAAAGGAAUCUAAAAAAGCAAUAUCUACACUAUAUUAAACAUCUCCAAUUUUAUAUUAAAAAAGCCUAAUUUUUUCGAAAAAAAUAUACUUUAUUAUAUAAUAGAUUUUUUCAUUAUAAAUCCACAAAAAACCCUCUUAGGAGGUUUAAAUAAAACACCGAAUUUAGUUUUUUGUAAAAAAAAUACAGUUAUAAAUUUUUUAUAAGACAAAGGAAGAAAAAGCUCCUAAAAUUUAAAUUUUAACCUUAAUAAAAUAUAUACUUUAGUAUCUAUUUUAUAAGCUUUUAAUAAAAUUUCCUUUGAAAAAAUCAAUGAAUAAAACGAAAAAAAUACUCUAAUUUUACAAUAAAUAUUAAAUGAUAAAUAAAAGCAUCAAGAUUAAAAAAAAACGCUUAAAAUUCUCCAAGAAAGUUAAAAUAUCUUCCAAAUACAAAUAAAUGUCUAAAAUUCACUCUUUUUUGAUUUAUAAAACCAGUCUUUUCUCCACCCAUAACUUCUAGUCUAAAUUUUAAACGAUUUUUUUGGUAUAUAAGCAUUUUGUGGGUACAAUAUAUAUUUAGAAAAAGACCACAAAAUACUAAAUGUGCCCAAAAAAAUAAUUUAUUGGAAAAAUUAAGAAUUCAAAAGCCAAAUAUAAUUCGGUCUGA